Engraulis encrasicolus (European anchovy) is the source of this 4286-nucleotide messenger RNA. It is a transcript of the gene fam184aa, whose product is annotated as family with sequence similarity 184 member Aa. Bases 486 to 3644 code for a protein of 1052 amino acids. The record is from RefSeq and is a predicted model, not a curated record. NCBI's taxonomy places the organism in Eukaryota, Metazoa, Chordata, Actinopteri, Clupeiformes, Engraulidae. The transcript has 21 exons.
UAGCGAGGCUGUAUCGCUCAGUGUCUUUCGCAAACUGGUGCAAGGGUUGUGCUAUUUUGGUCAGCCCCAAAUUCAGUGCGUAAGAUCUGCAGUGGCAGCGGGUACCCAUCAUCACCACCAGUGAUCUUUCCGGACGCUCGUCAGAUUUUUCAUCUUCCGAAUGUAAAUUAUGUAUUAAUCAAGGGGGCGGCUCACUUGAGCAUCCUCUGUCUAACAUGCAACCGAGCAACCACCGUGUUUAGUGGAGAGGCGGUACAGCAGCAGAGUUUGUGGUUGUGGAGGGAACGAAGGCAGCGUGAGGCGUGGGAACGAAACGAGGGCAGUGCGGACAACGGUUAGCCUACACGGCAGUUACAUGGGUUGACACAACGCUCACCAGCCGUUUACCAGCAGGGCACUAGAACUAUGUCUGCGGACAGAACGUAGCCUCCUCGCUUCAGAAGCAUCCUUCGCUGCCUGUUGUGACAGCGCGGUUGGAUGUGAAGAUGGCGACGGGAGCAGGCUGGCAGCAGCAGUACAGCCCUGCUUCUGGCAACCCCCCCUCCACCGCUGGAUUAGGGAAUAAUCCGUCCCCGUCGACGAAUGUGUUUUACGAGACUGCCCUGACCAUGGAGUACACGCAGGACCUGCAUCUGAAAAUGAGCAAAAAGAUAGCACAACUAACAAAGGUCAUCUACGCCCUCAACACGAAGAACGACGAGCACGAGGAUGCCAUCCAGUCCCUGAAGGAGGCGCACGACGAGGAGGUGACGCACAUCCUGGCGGAGACGCGGGACAAGAUCCUGCAGUACAAGAGCAAGAUCGGCGACGAGGCCGACCUGAAGCGCCGACUGCAGUCCCUGGAGGAGUCCGUGGAGCUGCACGAACACAUGAAGCGGCAGGCGCUGGCCGAGUUCGAGAUGUACCGCCAGCGCAUGGAGGACACGCAGCUCUGCACCGAGGCGCAGCACACGCAGCGCGUGGUCAGCAUGUCCCGCGAGGUCGAGGAGAUGCGCCACGACUUCGAGGAGAAGCUGCGCACCUUCGGACAGGUGCAGGCCCAGUUCGAGCAGGAGAAGCGGCGUGCCAUGGAGGAGCUGCGGGCCUCCCACCGGCUGGAGGUGCAGGACCUGAGGCAGAGCCAGCAGAGCCAGACCGCCUCCUCCAGCCUCGACCAGGAGAAGCUCGCAGAACUGCACCGAGCCGAGGUCGAGGCACUCAUGGAACGGGUGGAGGACCUCUCCCAAGAGAAGGUGCGUUUGGUAGAGGAGUACGAGGCCAAGCUGAACAAAGCCCAGGCCUUCUACGAGCGCGAGCUGGAAGCCAUGCGUCGCACGCAGCAGCUGACCACCGAGAACCUGCUGGCCUGGAAGAGAACUGAGGUCGAGCUGCGCAAGGAGUUCCAGGUGCAGGAGGCGGCGCUGCAAAGGACGCUGGGUAAACUGCGUGUGGAGCUGCAGAGGGCGCAGGAGGAGUCGCGGGAGACUCGGGACAAGACCAACCGACUACAGGCCUCGCUCAACAGCGCUGAGUGCAGCAUCAAGGAGCUCCAUAAGCAGCUGGAGGAGGCGAUUCAGGACGGGGAGAUCUGGGUGAUGCAACUGAAGGAUACGGAGUACGAGCUGGAGUCCAGCAGAGACCGCGUACAGCAACAAGCCAGAGAGAUACUGCACAAAGCCAGUCAGAUUGGGUCACUGCAGGCCACCCAGAUGAGCCUGGAGGCGACGAUGCGGGACGUGGAGACGGAGCAGAACCGUCUGAGGGAGCGAAUCGUGGAGCUGGAGCAGGAGAGAGAGCAGCUGCAGGCCCACAGCAAGAAGCAAGAGGAACUGCAGCACCAGCAGAUACAGGCACUCGAGAAGACGCUGUCGGAGGAGCAGGAGAAGUACGAGUCGGAGCUGGCGCAAGUGAAGGAGAAAUACGAGGAGGAGGUGCAGCGGCUGAAGGAGACGCAGGCCCAGGCCCUGGACCAGCUGACCGAGAAGCACAUCGCCAUGCAGGAGAGCGCACGCAACGCCGCAGAGAGGGAGAAGAAUCAGCGGAUAGCCGACAUGGCUCAGCAGUAUGAGAUCCGGCGUCUCUCUCUGGAGGAACAGCGGAACCACCUGCAGCAGCAGCUGGAGAACCUCCGAGAGGAGCUCAGCGCUAAAGUGGGCAUCGCCAACCAGGAGGUGUGUCACCUGCAGGAGCUGGUGAGGGACGGGGAGCUGAACCUGCAGUCCGCCCAGGGUCACAUCUGCUGCCUGAAGGAGACCCAGGAGAAACUCCUGAUGGAGCUGGACGCCACCCGCGCCCGCGUCCGGGAGACCAGCAACAUGCUCACGGACCUACAGGAGGAGAUCACGACCCAGAAGCAGCAGCACGACGCCAAGGUCAUUUCCAUCAAGACGGAGGAGAAGCAGAAGAUGGACAAGAUGACUGAGGACCUGGACCAGAAGUGGACCACAGCUCUGAGUGCUGAGCUGGAGUCUCUGCGUGAUGAGUUGGGUGCGGAGCAUGAUGCGGAGCGUCAGGCCAGUCUGACCCAGCUGGCCCAGCAGAAGGACCUGGAGAUGAUGGCGGCCAGAGAGACGUGGCAGAGGAAGGUGGAGGACCUACUGGAACAGAUCUCGCUCCUGAAGCAGUCAUUGGAGCUGCAGUUGUCCCAGUCCAAGGGGGCGCUGCAGCAGCUGCAGUCCCAGUUUGCGGCGGAGCGCGAGCACCUGGCCCAAGAGAUGCAGGAGAUCACACUGGACCACCAGCACCGAGAGCGCCGCCUACAGGAGGCCCACUGCAUCGCCGUCCAGACCAUGGACGAGGCCCGCCAGCGCAACCUCAGGGAGUUGGAGGAUCGUAUGAAGCAGGAGCAGAGGGAAGAGCUCCAGGCCUUGAGGGAGGCUCACAGGCAGACCCUGGAGAUCCUCAGGCAGCAGUCGGAGCAGGAGCUGCAGACGCUUCGCUUCGAACUGGAGGACGAGGGGAAAGCCAUGCUCGCAUCUCUGCGUUCGGAGCUCAACCACCUGCACGCCACGGCGGUGGAGCACCUGAGACAGGUGCACCUGCAGGAGAACAAGGCGGCCAAGCUGGAGCUGGAGAACACGCUAGAACGCAGCAAGAACUUUGAGCAGGAGCUGUACGGGCAGAUCUCGGACCUGCAGAAGGAGGUGAGCUGCCGUAAGAAGCGCAUUGUGGACCUGGACCACGAGAUCCACUCCCUGAACGAGACCAUCAGCGCCCUCACCAAGGAGCUGGAGAUCAAGGGCAAAGAGGUGCUGCGCAUUCGCAGCGAGGCCAACCUGCAGAUCAGAGCGCACGAGCAGGAUCUGACCAAGCGGCAUGAGCGGGACAUUGGCGAGCUGAGUGCCAACCACAGCCGGGAGAAGCACAUCAUGCUGUCAGACUUCAACAAGGCCCAGGAGGUCCUCAAGGACAAGAUCGCCGCCCUACAGAUACUACUGGAGGGUACGGAGGACAAGUUCCGUAACCGCGAGAGCCGUCCCGAAGACCUGCACGUGAUCGCAGAACUGAAGCAGAUGGUGUCCGAGAGGGAGGCCCUGGUGAAGAAACUGGUAGAUGAUAAGAAGUUCUAUCAGCUGGAGCUGGUGAGCAGGGAGACGGGCUUUAAUAAAGUGUUCAACGCCAGCCCCAACGUAGGCGUGAUCAACCCACUCAUCAAGCCCUCCUGAGGUGGACCCCUCCGCCUCCACGGUGGUCCCGAAAGAGCCCGAGCCGCCGGAGCUUCUCUCCCAGUACUUCUCUUUCUGACCUGACCUCCCUCACCCACACCCACACUCAGCCCACACUCAGCCCACGCCCACGCAAACGCACGGCCGUCGACUUCAAGCGCAUGUGACGACCUGCAAGAGCACCAUCAACAAACCGCAUCCGCCAAGACAGACAGACUCUCUCUCUCUCUCUCUUCUUCCUGUUUCUCUUUCACACACACACACACACACACACACACACACACACACACACACACACACACACACACACACACACACACACACACACACACACACACACACACACACACAAGCCGUCAUUCAAUGUGCCAUUCACUGUGAUUUUAUUUCUUUAGGUUUUUUGGUUAGGUUUGUUUUUGUUUUUGUUUUUGUUGAAGGAUUUUAUGCAAUAUCAAAAAAAGACAAAAUAAUGCACAUGACCCUUUUUGUAUUACAAUGAACUGUUCUCAUAAACAUGCAUUAUUUGUGUUUGACACCUGACGUUGCAGGUUGUCCUUUACAAUAAAUGUUGAACGGACUGCAUUGGAAUAGAUAUAACGGACCAUUACUGUUUAAAAAAUAAAUGUCUUGCCAGUUUUUGAA